Messenger RNA from Sclerotinia sclerotiorum 1980 UF-70, 180 nucleotides. RefSeq lists its product with no specific name. The transcript has 2 exons. The record is from RefSeq and is a predicted model, not a curated record. The coding region runs from base 1 to 180 and encodes 59 amino acids. NCBI's taxonomy places the organism in Eukaryota, Fungi, Ascomycota, Leotiomycetes, Helotiales, Sclerotiniaceae.
AUGGUCCGUGAUGAUGGUCCAGGAGAUGGAUGGUAUUGCGGUAUUGCAGGGGACGGGAAGAUUAAAGAAAUAAAAUGGAGGUAUCGUGAAGGUGGAAACCUGUAUAAUAGUGUGGCUCACGAGGUGAUACAUGGAACUAUUACUCAAAGUAGAAAAGUAGAUGUGAUCGAGGAGAUAUAA